GUCUUUAUAAAUCGCAUUAAUAUCCUACACCGUAUAUAUACAACAUAUAUAACAUUUUAUAUUAAUAUUUUAAGGCAUUAUAUGUUUAACAGUGUCACUUUGUCUGUUCUGCUUUUAUUUUGAAAAAGCGCUGUUUUCUUCUUCGGAUGGUUUUUUUUGUGACGCUAAACUUCCGCUAUUCUCUCGUCACAAUGUGGUGUUCGCAUAUCGUCGGAAGAACGAGCUCCGAACUGUGAGGGUGUGUCAAGCUAGAGCACAUGGUAGCUGAUGGCAGAAACUCUUUGAUUAGCGCCCUUGGAAAAGCGGAAUGAGUUUUCACGGUGUCCAGGUGCAUGGUGCUCAUUGAGAGGAAGAAAUAAAUUGACACCCGUUUGAAACUCUCUGCGUCUUGAUCAAUGUAUAUCCGAGGGGCCGCUACAGUGAAAACUCAUCGCUGCACCAGCCCUGCCAUCUUUGGUGAGAAGUUGAUGCCAUCACAUCUGAGGUCCAAACACCAACCUAAUACCAGCCAGUUUACUUCGCUUGCAUCCAACUCCUUCACACAGGCAAGACUUAAAAUGGACAGCAUACUUAAGGUACAGCUAGAGCUGCAAAAAGAGACACUGGAUGCCAAGGAGCAAGAAAGCUGAAAAGGGACAAUUUCUACACACAUGCUUGCAGCAUAACUGAAUGACUUAAUAAUAAUACGCUAUUAUAAGGUCAAAUUAUCUUGCAAACUAAUUCUCCGUUCUUAAAGCUUCUAAAACUGGUGAAAGAAACUAGCCCAUGCUCUUCGGUCAUAUCUGUUUAUGAAAAGGUUAAAAGGAGUGUUUUGUUGUUACUGUUUUAAGCUAAAAAUCCUUUUAGAUGUCCAUUAUCUGUUAAUGCGUAGCAUAAACAUUACUCUGUAGUAAAGGAUAACUACAGCUUACAAGUGUAAAUUCAGGUGGACAAUCAAAGGCUACACUCGACUUAAAGCAGCAGUACAAACAAACAAGAUGUCACUUAAAGAUACACCUUGCAGGUCCAGCUCACGAGAAAGAAAGCUAACAGAGAAAGGCCAAGAGAUGCAUGAACAAGACACCAGAAAACGUGAGAAAGCAUUUAACAAGUCCUAUGACACUUGGAAGCUGAUAGCUAGGGAGACUAGGACAAAAUUAAAAACCCUCUGUUCAUCAGAAGACCUUAUUAAAUUACAGCAAGACAUUCAAGCAAAGCAUGAUGGUGUAGCCCAGCAGUAUGAACCUAUACUUCGUAACAGUAACACCACACCAGAGAUUGUAAAGAAGAUGGAUGCCUGUGUUACGCUAACAAAAGACAUUCUUGACCUUAUUAGUAACCGUCUAGAGACUGUUAAUCAAGAAUAUAAUGAUCAACUUGAGAAGGAAAGGGUAAGAGAAAUCUUAAACAAAGAUGAAUAUGGGUCUGUCUUUGGCCACACUAAAACUGAAACGGUAAGCUCAGCAAAGUCACCGGAGAGAUUGAGCAACCACUCCAGCUCAGCCAGUACUCACAGCAGUAGAGUAGAUGCACAAGCAGAGUUUGCGGCUAAGCUGGAACAAUCAAAAGCCAUAAAAGAAAUCCAAGCUCAGCAAGCACAUCUUCACAAGUUAGAAGGUGAAUGGAAACUUAGAGAAGCAAAAAUGUUAGUAGAAAUGAAGCAAAAAGAGUGGGAAAUGCAACAACAGUUGGAACAAGAGAGAUCCAAAUUGCAGCAGUUACAAGCAGCAAAAGACGUUGCCAUAGCAGCAGCUCGUGUGAGAGCAUAUGACAAUUUUGAAGGGUUUGAGAACCAUGAUGAGGAGAUUAAUGACCAAACUAACUCUGCUUGCUACAGAAAUCAAAAUGAACCUCGAUUAAAUCCUGAUGCUGCAUCAUUCCAACCUCACCAAACUGCUCCUGAGGUGACAGUGACCCAGGAGUCUGUCAGUCUAGCCCAGGCAAUCGCCAGCUCAUUAAGCAUGAACCGCUUGCCGGUCCCUGAACCAACCACGUUCCGUGGUGACCCUCUACAGUUUACAGAUUGGAAGAUGUCAUUUAUAGCUCUUAUUGACAGGAAACCCCUCCCACCAAGUGAGAAGAUGUUUUAUCUAAAAAAUUAUCUUGCUGGAGAGGCGCGUAAAGCAGUAGAAGGUUUCUUUUAUCGAGAUUCAGAAAGUGCAUACAAUGGAGCAUGGAAAGUCUUACAAGACAGAUAUGGGAACCCGUUCAUCAUACAAAAAGCUUUCCGAGAUAAGCUCAUGAGAUGGCCAAAGAUCAACACAAAUGAUCCACUAGCGCUACAAGAGUUUGCUGACUUCCUCCAAGGCUGCACUGAGGCAAUGCCUCACGUCAAAGGACUAGCUAUCCUUAACGAUUGUGAGGAAAACCACAAGUUGCUCAGAAAAUUACCAGAAUGGAUUGUGCGCAAGUGGAGUCGAGUUGUUGUGGAGGAACUUGACACAUCCAGAAGCUAUCCAGAUCUUGCAUGCUUCACAAAUUUCCUGAGCAAAGAGGCACGGAUAGCCUGUAACCCUAUUGCUUCUCCAUUGUUGAUGAACUUCAGGGCCACAAAUGAAAGAUCACCAAAGAGAGCCAAAGCUCUCAACACAAAUACACAAACAAAGAGUUUCGCUCAGGAGAAACAAGAAACAAAUGGCAGUAAACCAAAAUCACCUUGCUUCAUGUGUAAAAGUGAAGCUCAUAACAUCACCAAGUGUCCCACCUUCGCAGCAAAGAGUAUUGAAGAUAAAAAGGCAUUCAUCUGUGAAAAUCGGCUCUGCUUUGGGUGCUUGAGGAAGGGUCACAUGACCAAAGAUUCAAGAACGUCCGUGGUCUACAAGUUCGAGGACUGCACUCUAAGGACCACAUCCAAUUACAGCAGGCCUACAGUCGUGAUUUUAUACCAGUGGACAAGUCUUACGUUCCAACAAAUGAAACAGCCUUACUCUGGCCUCAUCUCAGACAUUUGGCAGAUAAGCUACCACCCCUUCUAG
Messenger RNA from Carassius auratus (goldfish), 2954 nucleotides. RefSeq lists its product as uncharacterized. The transcript is spliced from 4 exons. The record is from RefSeq and is a predicted model, not a curated record. Lineage: Eukaryota; Metazoa; Chordata; Actinopteri; Cypriniformes; Cyprinidae. Bases 978 to 2954 code for a protein of 658 amino acids.